UCACAAAAUUUUAAGUAUACCGAAGCUUCAAUCAAAGAAAAUGACUUAAUCCAGUAAAUAAAUUACAAUGGAUACUUGUGUCUAAUUUGCAAAAAAUCAUUUUAAACUAUUUAGCUUUUUUUUUCGCUGUUUCUUCCCCAUCUUUCUUUCUCUCCUUUUUUUUUCUUCUCGUCAUCUCAAUGCUUGAUGUAUAUAGUUAAUGGCAGCAUGUACCGCCAUGUACUGAUUUCAUCGAAUUAUGUCGGGUAAAGAAAAUGAUGAGCGUCUGAGAUUUCAAAUUGAAUUGGAAUUCAUCCAGUGUCUUGCUAAUCCAAAUUAUUUGAACUUUUUAGCUCAGAGGAACUACUUAAAGGAUAAAGCUUUUAUAAAUUACUUAAAGUAUCUUCAGUACUGGAAGCGGCCUGAAUAUGCUAAAUUUAUAAAAUAUCCUAUGUGCUUACAUUUUUUGGAAUUACUUCAAUAUGAGCAUUUCAGAAGAGAAAUAGCAAGUACACAGUGUGCUAAAUUUAUUGAUGAUCAACAGAUUCUGCAUUGGCAACAUUACACUAGGAAACGUACUAGAUUUUUGCAGCCACAGUCUGAAGCAAUAGCACCCCUAGCUGUACCCCCACCUCCAACUGCCCAACCUCCUCAGAAACCAACAUGACUUACAUGUUAAUUGUUGGAAAUUUUUUUUCUGUAUUCUCUCUUUAACAUAUUAUGAAUAUUUACAAAUGGCUUUAAUACCUGUUUUGAUUUUUAAAUAAAUAUAUAUGUAAAUUA
This is a messenger RNA of Argiope bruennichi, 762 nucleotides long. It is a transcript of the gene MED31, whose product is annotated as mediator of RNA polymerase II transcription subunit 31-like. Gene Ontology annotation, molecular function: transcription coregulator activity. The transcript has 4 exons. NCBI's taxonomy places the organism in Eukaryota, Metazoa, Arthropoda, Arachnida, Araneae, Araneidae. The coding region runs from base 239 to 646 and encodes 135 amino acids. The record is from RefSeq and is a predicted model, not a curated record. Gene Ontology annotation, biological process: regulation of transcription by RNA polymerase II. Gene Ontology annotation, cellular component: mediator complex; core mediator complex.